Molecule: messenger RNA, 596 nt
Organism: Ficedula albicollis (Collared flycatcher)
Lineage: Eukaryota; Metazoa; Chordata; Aves; Passeriformes; Muscicapidae
Gene: TMEM98
Product: transmembrane protein 98
Exons: 5
Coding region: 101-577 (158 amino acids)
Cellular component (GO): endoplasmic reticulum
Source: RefSeq, a predicted model, not a curated record
GCAUCUGUGGGGUUCCAACCCCCUGGUCCCCCUGUCACUGCACCCCCCCAGCGUGCUGUGAUGGCACCGGACACCUGAGCCCCUCCGGCAGGGACCAGCCAUGGAGACCGUUGUCAUCGUGGCCAUCGGGGUGCUGGCCACCAUCUUCCUGGCGUCCUUCGUGGCGCUGGUGGUGGUGUGCAGGCAGCGCUACUGUCACCCCAAGGACCUGCGCCACCACUACGACACCAAACCCAUCGUGGACCUGAUGGGGACCGCGGAGACGCCGUCAGAGCCCUCGGAGCUGGAGCUGGACGACGUGGUCAUCACCAACCCCCACAUCGAGGCCAUCCUGGAGAACGAGGACUGGGUGGAGGACGCCUCGGGUCUGGUGUCCCACUGCAUCGCCAUCCUGAAGAUCUGUCACACGCUGACGGAGAAGUUGGUGGCCAUGACCAUGGGCUCGGGCGCGCGCGUGAAGUCCCCGGCCAGCCUGGGUGACAUCAUCGUGGUGGCCAAGCGCAUCAGCCCCAGGGUGGACGACGUGGUGAGAUCCAUGUACCCCCCGCUGGACCCCAAACUGCUGGAUGCGAGGUGACAGUGGUGGGAAGGACAGG